AUGUCUUCUCUGAGGAUUUUAUCACGGCCUGUAGCUGCCUUGUCUUCUGCUCCCCGAACGCUCCCUCGGCUGGCCCGAUUCCAAUCCACAGCGAGUAGUUAUGAAAACAUUCUGGUCUCGACUCCCAGAACAGGUGUUGGGCUUAUCACACUCCAUCGACCAAAGGCGCUGAACGCCCUGUCGAGUGCCCUCUUUGUCGAAUUGAACGAUGCACUCAAGAAAUAUGAGGAGGACAAAGAAAUUGGCGCUAUAGUGUUGACAGGGAGCGACAAGGCUUUUGCAGCUGGCGCGGAUAUCAAAGAGAUGGCUCCUCUCACCUUCUCCGACGCAUACGUGAACAACUUCAUCGCCCCAUGGUCGUUCAUGACUACGCUGCGCAAGCCCAUCAUCGCAGCGGUAUCCGGCCAUGCUCUCGGUGGUGGCUGUGAGCUUGCUAUGAUGUGCGACAUUGUCUACUGCACCAAGACGGCCAAUUUUGGCCAGCCAGAAAUCAAAUUGGGAACAAUCCCAGGGGCUGGAGGAUCACAAAGAUUGACCGCCGCGAUUGGAAAGAGCAAAGCCAUGGAACUGAUCCUCACGGGCAACAAUUUCAGUGGAGAAGAGGCAGAGAAGCACGGCCUGGCGGCAAAGGCUUUUGAGGGCGGCAAUAAGGAAGUUCUUGAAGGAGCAUUGGAUACGGCGGCCAAGAUCGCCAGUUACUCGCGUGUGGCGGUCGUGGCGGCCAAAGAGGUGGUCAACAAAAGUCAAGAUCUGGGAAUCCGAGAAGGUGUGGAGUAUGAACGCCGUAUCUUCCAUUCGCUAUUCGGAAGCCAGGAUCAAAAGAUUGGCAUGAAGGCAUUUGCGGAAAAGAAGAAACCUGAAUGGAUUCAUUCAUGA
This is a messenger RNA of Rhinocladiella mackenziei CBS 650.93, 876 nucleotides long. RefSeq lists its product as uncharacterized. The coding region runs from base 1 to 876 and encodes 291 amino acids. The record is from RefSeq and is a predicted model, not a curated record. Gene Ontology annotation, molecular function: enoyl-CoA hydratase activity. Gene Ontology annotation, biological process: fatty acid beta-oxidation. Lineage: Eukaryota; Fungi; Ascomycota; Eurotiomycetes; Chaetothyriales; Herpotrichiellaceae. The transcript is spliced from 3 exons. Gene Ontology annotation, cellular component: mitochondrion.